AUGCACCGUUACUUCACGCCAAAAGUUGAUGGAGAGUUGAAAUGCUCCCCUGAAGCUCUUAAGAUGUGGAAAGACAAGAAAGGCCGUCAGGAGUUGAAGAAAAUGUUUCUUCAACAUGGAUCUUUCCAGAUGAUGGAGAUCCGCAUCAAGAAGCGCCAUGUUGAUAGCAGUUCUACCACAAAGUCAGGUGGGUGGUACACCAAAUCGCAGCUGGAGCUUCAGCACGGAUGGACUAAGCAAAUGAUCAACCGGGCUUUUGCAUGGGCAGAGAAGAACGGGAAGUACAGGGUGAACCCUAUCCAUGGGGAGCCUGAAGCAUUCUUGGUUUUGAACGAAGGCUUUUGCUUGACUUCAACCGACACAGAGGAAACAGACCGUUCAGGCAAUAUUGCUGUCCAGGAUGAGGCCGGGACCCUCUUUGACAGUGAGUUGCCCGACAUCGGCGCGGACCACGAGGCCUUGUUGGCAUACCAGCAAGGAGACCGCUCUGCCUUGAAAGGAGAUGGGAGCAAUGGCGAUCCGUCGGUCUCGGUGGGGAAUACCUCCGGAGUCAUGAGCUUUAAGAAACUCGGUCACUGUUUCUCGCUGUAA
This is a messenger RNA of Durusdinium trenchii, 591 nucleotides long. The record is from the annotation of a GenBank genome assembly. NCBI's taxonomy places the organism in Eukaryota, Dinophyceae, Suessiales, Symbiodiniaceae.